CACACUCUCCCAAAACCAACAUCAACACAGGUCAACAAAAGUUUCUUUACCACACACCAAAGAAAUGGCUGCCCUUAAGAUUGUCAAGAAGCACACCAAGCCUUUCAGACGCCACCAGUCUGAUCGCUUCCACCGUGUUGGUGAGUCAUGGAGAAAGCCCAGAGGUAUUGACAACUGUGUCCGUCGCCGUUUCAAGGGUGUUAUUCGCAUGCCCAAGAUUGGUUACGGUAACAACAAGAAGACCAGAUACUGUAUGCCCAAUGGAUUGAAGGCUUUCCUUGUUCGCAACGUCGCUGACGUCGAACUUUUAUUGAUGCACAACAAGACAUACGCUGCCGAGAUCGCUUCUAAUGUCUCUGCUCGCAAGCGCGUUGAAAUUGUCGAAAAGGCCCGUGCUCUUGGUGUUAAGGUCACUAAUGCUGGUGCCAAGGUUCGCUCUCAGGAGUAAAUAGAUUCGAUCCUAGUGCAGUGAAUGAAAAAAGUACUUGGUAUUGGAUUUUCUAUAUGCUAGACUCGGUAAGGUGAUCAUGGGCAGCAUACUUAUAUGAAGCAGUUGUUGAAGGAAUUUGUCAAAUGCUGUUUUUAUGAAAUCCCGUAUGAUUGUAAAUCUGAAACCUGAAAGGCAGUUUGCUUCCAAAAUUUGUGUUUCUUAAUUCUCAG
Molecule: messenger RNA, 660 nt
Organism: Schizosaccharomyces cryophilus OY26
Lineage: Eukaryota; Fungi; Ascomycota; Schizosaccharomycetes; Schizosaccharomycetales; Schizosaccharomycetaceae
Product: 60S ribosomal protein L32
Exons: 1
Coding region: 65-448 (127 amino acids)
Biological process (GO): translation
Cellular component (GO): cytosolic large ribosomal subunit; ribosome
Molecular function (GO): structural constituent of ribosome
Source: RefSeq, a predicted model, not a curated record